This is a messenger RNA of Ostertagia ostertagi, 717 nucleotides long. The record is from the annotation of a GenBank genome assembly. Lineage: Eukaryota; Metazoa; Nematoda; Chromadorea; Rhabditida; Trichostrongylidae.
GGCGAAACCGAAGUCGAUCUGCUGGUGCCGGUCGAGAGCGCUCUCAACAGCGAUCCACGGGUAUUUCGUGCCAAAGGCAUCGACAGUCUACCGGCGAUAGGAAUUCAGGCAAGUGCAGCUCAUUUCGUGAACAUGGGGAAAACUCGAGGCGUCGAGAUUGCAGUACCGUACCGACUGUAUCUACCACGACGAUUUUUCCCACAGUUCUCCUUGUUGGCCUCAGUGAAGCCGAUGGAUCGACGUGGCGGUUAUCUCUUUGCUAUUGUCAACCCGUAUGACACUCUCGUAGACGUCGGUGUACUGUUGGAACCAGCAGGAUCCGGCCAGACGAACAUCUCUCUGAUCUAUUCGUCCCGCCGCGACGCGACGUCACGCGCAAUUGCUUCGUUUCUCGUGCCCGAGUUCGUGCAGCAGUGGACGCAGAUCGCAUUCGAAGUCACAAAGGACUCAGUCACUCUUUAUUUCAAGUGUAUUCGAUUUGCUGAAAGAGAAAUUAGUGAUCUUCCUCAAUUGACCAUGGAAGACGCCCACAAGCUUUAUAUUGGAAGUGCUGGACCGAUUCUUGGAUCCGGAUUUGAGUGGCUCGAUGAAAGGCAGGAAGAAAGGCCGACUGGAACGCUGUUGUGGGAAAUUCGGAGCAGUUUCAUCGCCGAAGGAUUCAUGGACAUGAAGGAUAUUGAACGCGGAAAUUGGAGAACAGAGUUCGACGGGAAGUUC